AUGGGAGUGUGCACGGUGAGUUGGAAUCUGGUUCAGUCCAAUCUUCAGAGUCAUGAUCUGGAUGUUCGAGUUGUGGAUGUGGAGCCUCCAAUCGGACAUCCGAAACCUCUCACAAAAAGGGAUUCUGAUAUGAAUCUGGUGCCCGGAGAUGCAAUGCCGACCCGUCUGUUUUACACAGAUGAGGUGGGUAGGUGCAGUUCGAGCAGCAGUACAAUUGUAUUCAAGUCCGAGUUCGAGCGCGAGCGGUUCAUGUUGGUGGCGGCGACGAACAGUGUGCACGAUCUUCCAGGGAAAUUGUACAUCGUCGAUGUGGAUGUGCACAGUCGAGACUAUGGCCAGGCAUGUCAUUAGCUUGUCUUCCUUUCAUAAUUUAGUCUUGCAGAUUGUAUCUGAGAUUCUUCUGACCAAAAAUGGCGACGAAUUCAUGUACACAAAUUGGACGAGAUGCUCUAGUUUUGCGAAUGAAGUGAGCAAAACCAUCAGAAAUUACAUUGUCAUCCCUUGUUUCAACACAUCCAGGAUCUACGUUGUCGGGAUUGAUGAUGUUUUGCAAAUGAGGAUAGCCAAGGUAAAAGAGUUCUAGAAUUGUCGAUUACCUGUGUUUUGUUGCAGAUAAUAGAGUUGGGCGAGCUGGGUGUCCGGGACACCUCCAUGCCUUUGUUCGUCCAGUCCACGCCCGGUCGGGGUGCGCCCGUUUUCUUCUCUUGUUUAGGCGAUAAACAUGCUUCCGCCAAAGGUAAGACCACAGAACGGAUCGUUUAUUGGUUUAGGGACAAUCCAGAGACUGGAUCGACGGUUAUUCACAAUCGUUUCGGAGAAUUUGGAAGAAUUAAAACCCGAUUUUACAAGUUUUGGAGGUAUCUUUGCAGUCCAUGUGCCACAAAACUUUAUCAUUUCAACCGAAUGGGGAAUGUUUGCACAUAUCUUGAUGGGAAUGCAGUAUGAUAAUGCGGAGAACAGUAAGAAAAAGUAAAUAAAAUAUAAGCGAUUUUCCAGUUUACGGCACAUCUUUAAGUGUUUGGAAUUUAAGAGACCGAAAAGUGAGACAGAAGAUUGAUCUGCCAGAAUUGGACGGCCAAUUCCCCAUUUGUAUUCGCUUUAUCCACAACCCCGAACUUAUCCAUGCAUUUGUGAUCACUGCCAUCGGUGGGGCCAUCUUUCAUUUACAUAAAAAUUCGGUAAGUUUGUCCUUAAAUUUCACGAACUGGUAGGGCGAAGAAGGUCGAUUACUUGUCGGGUUACUGUAGUUGCGCAAUAUGGCACAACUUUGUGUGACCUAUUAUAUGUUCCAAAAAGUCUCUUGCAUCGCAUUCUUACGUUUUUUGACAGGCAAAAAAAUCGAGUUCUUCUGUUUGAAAAUACCUAAGAUGAACAUGAUUUACGUGAACUUUUAGAUAACCGACAUCUUCACAGCCCGCAAAGCCUUCCAAUUUCCUAUUGCUCAUGUCACCGGCUGGACUAGAGAAGAGAUUCCGGCCGUUCCCGUGGACAUUGUCAUCUCCAUGGAUGACCAAUACAUGUAUGUAUCGUGUUGGCUUCAAGGAUUUGUAGCCCAAUUCAACAUCACCGAUCCCUUCAACAUCACCCUCACCCACAAAGUAGGGCCAAUUAUUACGGCUUGGACGAAUAAUUCAAUUCUUGUUUUACAGAUUUUCGUCGGCGGCAUCAUUCAUAAAGAGUUGGAUGUCAAAUUAAUACGAAUUUCGACUAUAGUAAGUGCACGGAGGGAGUCAUAGCAUCUUUUCAUAGAAUUUUAUGCCGGAGCGUCGGAAGGUGAAACAAACAUUUGUGGAGGGGGGUCCCGCUCGACUUCAGCUGAGUCUGGACGGACGCCGUUUGUACGUGGCCAACUCGUUCCUCCGCUCCUGGGACGAGCAGAUUUACCCCAAUUUGGGCAAGAGCGGUGGUCUCGUCUUGCUGAUUCACAUCAAUGUCAAUGGAGCCGGAGCCAUGCACUUCGAUGAAGGGUUUGGCAUCGAAUUCAAACGCGAUGACGGGGUCUAUCUCCCCCGGGAAAUGCGCUUUAUGAACGGGGACUGCACUUGCGAUGCCUUCCAGUAA
Molecule: messenger RNA, 2061 nt
Organism: Bursaphelenchus xylophilus (pine wood nematode)
Lineage: Eukaryota; Metazoa; Nematoda; Chromadorea; Rhabditida; Aphelenchoididae
Source: the annotation of a GenBank genome assembly